CAGGCUCUGGUGGGUUUUCCCGGUGAUGACCUCACUGCUUUUCCCUGGCAACGCCCACGCUGCGAUGAAGGACCUCUCCUCCUCCUCCUCUCCUCUCACCACCCUGCUCCACUACCCGUCCUCCAAAACCUCCGUCGUGCCCUUCUCCCCGUCUGCCGGCCCCGCCUCCUCGCCGGGGUCAACGCUGUCGUCGGCUCCGCUCUCCAAACCUCAGCCCUUCUGCCUGCAGACGGGGCCUCACCUCAUCGCCAGCAUGCAGCUGCAGAAGCUCAACUCGCACUACCAGAACCUCACCGGUGCUUCUGCCGGACACCCCGCGCCCGGUGGAGCUCAGAGGGGCUUUGGACCCUCGCCUCUGGGCUCUGGGAACCAGCUCCUGGGGCCGACCGGGGGCCUUGGCGGAGGCGGGAUGGGGGUCGGGAUCAGCAUGGGGACCCAGAGCGCCGGUGCAGGUGGAAUUAUCGACUUUGACCCCGUGGACGAGGAGGUCCUCAUGUCUCUGGUGGUGGAACUGGGCUUGGACCGAGCGAAUGAGCUGCCCGAGCUCUGGCUGGGUCAGAACGAGUUUGAUUUCAUGUCAGACGUGCCGGCCGGAUGCUGACCUUCGGGAAGACGCAGAGAGAGAAGACGUUCUCUCCCUUGUUUUGUUUUUCUCUUUCCUCUCUUUCGUUGGUUGAUCAAACGAGGAAACAGAAGAGACACUGAGUGAUAAAGAGAGAGAGAUCAGAGACACGUACUCUUUAUGGACAGAUGAACGGGUCGGUGGAGAAAAGAGCUUCUUUUUGAUUUAUUGUCAGAAAUAAAAGAAGGCGUGAACUGUCUUUCGUGUCAGUUUGUCUUUUCCACACUGACGCUGGUCUGAUGGGAUUAAGAUGUUUUUCCUCAUCCCUCUAUAAUGUUUUAUUCUUCCUGUUCAUUUAAAGAAGAAAACCAAAGAGUCGUACAAAGAGACUUGAUUGCUUCUGUGCUCUUUUUCCCAUCACUCCCUGUUGCAGGCUUUAUCAAAUCCAGAAGGUCUGGCAGAGACGCUCGGGUCAGUUUCUUGGAAACAAACAGGACAGAUGACAAAGACACACCUGUUGGACCUGGUCCACGUCUUUUCCUCAGUGCUGUCCUCUCUCCAUCAAGGAAAAAGAAAAUGGGAAACCUGACUUUAUGGGGGAUUUGCUAAGGACGACAAACACUAUGUUUCCUGUUUUCUUAAUGGACAAUAUUGGACUCCGGUCUCACGGGAAAGAGACUCCUGUCCCUCGGCUCCACAAAGACGCUGAUUGUCUGAGAAUUGGUUAUCUCAAUGUACUUCUUUUACUUUCUGUCUUUUCUUUUUUUUUUGUUUGAAUUCACUUCAAGCAGACGCAUUCACAGAACAUGUUAUUUAAGACAGAGGCUGAUAUCCAUCAGGCCACUUGGACAAGGAGUGCUUCUGUAGCACAUCUAUUAUCGGUUCUACUUUUCUCAGCACAAUGAAUUAGAUCAAGAGACGGGGAAUCUUUCCGAGCACGGGGCCUUAAUGGAGCGCUUCUUGCUCCGGAGCACAGCCUGAUUAAAAACCACGGAGGCCUUAUGGUCAUGCGAGCUGC
Paralichthys olivaceus (Japanese flounder) is the source of this 1580-nucleotide messenger RNA. The record is from RefSeq and is a predicted model, not a curated record. NCBI's taxonomy places the organism in Eukaryota, Metazoa, Chordata, Actinopteri, Pleuronectiformes, Paralichthyidae.